Poecilia latipinna (sailfin molly) is the source of this 1931-nucleotide messenger RNA. It is a transcript of the gene drap1, whose product is annotated as DR1-associated protein 1 (negative cofactor 2 alpha). The record is from RefSeq and is a predicted model, not a curated record. The transcript is spliced from 7 exons. Gene Ontology annotation, biological process: transcription by RNA polymerase II. The coding region runs from base 180 to 878 and encodes 232 amino acids. Lineage: Eukaryota; Metazoa; Chordata; Actinopteri; Cyprinodontiformes; Poeciliidae. Gene Ontology annotation, cellular component: nucleus; negative cofactor 2 complex. Gene Ontology annotation, molecular function: protein heterodimerization activity; core promoter sequence-specific DNA binding; RNA polymerase II general transcription initiation factor activity.
GCGGAACAAACUCUGUUUGAGGCUGACGGCGCUGAGACCCUGCGGAACCAAACUGACACGACUGACAACAACGUGCUAACAAGUUAGCCGGGACUGGAGGAGGAUUGUAUAUGGUGUAGGCUUAUAAUCCCGAGCGUUUUUGUAUUUUAUUUUACUUUAACAACAAAGUUUAUUUAAUUAUGCCCAGCAAAAAGAAGAAAUACAACGCCAGAUUCCCUCCGGCGAGGAUUAAGAAGAUCAUGCAGACAGAUGAAGAAAUAGGCAAAGUGGCUGCAGCAGUUCCCGUUAUAAUCUCGAGAGCUCUGGAGCUUUUCCUGGAGUCGCUGCUGACGAAGGCCUGCCAGGUCACCCAGUCGAGGAACGCCAAAACCAUGACGAUGUCGCACCUGAAGCAGUGCAUCGAGCUGGAGCAGCAGUUUGACUUCCUCAAAGACCUGGUGGCGUCUGUGCCGGACAUGCAGGGCGAGGGCGAGGAGAACCACACCGAGGCCGGAGGAGAAAAAGUCCCACGCAGGGGACGAAAGCCAGGAUCAGGUCGCAAGAACGGGGGAGCCGGCUCCAAAGGCAAAGACAAGAAGCUUUCUGGAACAGAGUCAGAGCAAGAGGAAGAUUCUGAAGACAGCGAGACGUACGGGGACGAGGACGACGGCUCCCAGUCAAGCACAAACCAGCAGGCUGCAUCCAUGUUCCACAGCUCAAACCCCCCCUCCCAGUUCGGGAACACGGGCAACAUGGUGACAGCAGCCAAUCCGGCUCCAGCCCAGGGCACCAUGGCGUUUGCCCCUCAUCCCUCCAUGGUGAGCGUCGCUCUGCCCCCCCCAGCUCCCGCGCCGCACAAAAACGAGGAGGACGACGACGACGAAGACUAUGACUCUUAGCUACCUCCGUCCCCUCCCCACCAACAUCCUCUCUUUAUCUCUCACACACACACACACACAUGCAAACACACACACAAACCCAGCAUUAUUUCCAGAUGAAGUUGGCCCCCUGGUGGCUCCUGCAGCAGUGAAGAAGAGGACUCUUCAUCUUCAUCACAGCCCGCUGACAGAAGAAAGCUGUAAGAGAGAAAACCUUGUUGUAUAUUAGGUGUUUUAAUUUUUUUAAAAAGCUUUUAUUUUAAUGUAGAGAUGGGGGGAUUGUUUUUUAAGCUAGCUCUUUGCUGUUUAGUUUUUUUUGUUUUGUUUUUUUGUCUUGACUAGUAUAGCACGGUGAACCACAGCAGACAGGAUAGGUGUGGUUUAUUUCGCCUCACAGUUUUUUGUUUCUUUUUGUGUUUUUUUUUUUUCCUCAAAAUUUCUCUGCAUAAUAAAAACAAAUGCAGUUCCUCCGACCCAAAGAAAAAUGAACUUUUUAAAGCUCAGGCUGAUGGCGAGCCCAGGUGAGUUCUGAAGCGUCAUCUUUCAUCUUUCAGCCGAUUGCUAAGAUGCCACUUGCAUCUUUCUAGUCGUUCCUGAUCUCAGUCGACAAAAAAGCAGAUGAAUUUUUUUAUUUAUUUAUUUUUUCCUACCAUGUGUUUGCAACCUGCUGUUUACUUUUGUUUCAAAUUUAGUCUCUACUUUAAACUCAAAAUUGAUUUCAACCACAUCAGCAGGGGGUAAAGAUUUUGAUCUAAGUGUGUUUUUAUUAUUUCACUUACCCAUAAAUUUGUUUGCCUGUAAAAUACACAAUGAAUAUUGGACCAUGUUUUUUUUUUUUUCUUUUAAAGUUGUUUUUUUUUCUGGCCACACCCUCCAACGUUCGCUCCUCUGCCUUUAACAUUCGUUUUUCCUUCUUUUAGAUUCUUUAUUUUAAACAAACACAGAGGUGGAACUCCCAUUAAGCGCCGAGCUUGUUAAAAAAUGGUUGCGAGACAGUUUACUCUGUAUUGUAAACUUUUAAUGUUCUUUUUAUUUUGUAUGGGUGAAAUAAAGUUCACAUUUCAAUUAAAAAAA